Aspergillus aculeatinus CBS 121060 is the source of this 2207-nucleotide messenger RNA. RefSeq names its product NADPH cytochrome P450 oxidoreductase family protein. Gene Ontology annotation, molecular function: NADPH-hemoprotein reductase activity; flavin adenine dinucleotide binding; FMN binding. The record is from RefSeq and is a predicted model, not a curated record. Lineage: Eukaryota; Fungi; Ascomycota; Eurotiomycetes; Eurotiales; Aspergillaceae. Gene Ontology annotation, cellular component: cytosol. The coding region runs from base 1 to 2133 and encodes 710 amino acids. The transcript has a single exon.
AUGAGUGCCCCAUGGCAUCUUUCACCUGAAGCCUUGCAACAGCUGGCCAGGUGCUUGACCCCUACUGGGACCGCCGACUAUGCCGCCUUGACGGUCCUGUCGAUGGCCGCUGCUACCUAUCUAUCUCGUGGUGUGCUCUGGGAUCAGCCUGACCCCUACCGUCAUUUGCUCUAUGAGCGUCCUCAAUUGAGGAUGGGCGGUGCAUCCGGCACCAACGCACAUCAAGAAACACGCAAUAUUGCCCAGAAACUCGUUGAGGCGGAUAAAAACAUUGUCGUCUUCUGGGGCUCCCAGUCGGGGACUGCAGAGGGUUUUGCUCAUCGCCUAGCACGCGAGAUCGCCUUGCGCUUCCAGCAGUCCACCAUGACGGCAGAUCUGUCAGAUUAUGAUCCAGAUUCAAUCCGCGAGAUUCCAAGCUCCAAAAUAGCCAUUUUUCUGCUUUCUACAUAUGGAGAGGGGGAUCCGAGUGACAACACAGCGGAAUUUUGGGAUUGGAUUCAGAAGGCCCCCGAGGGAUCACUAUCCAAUCUCCGCUACUGCGCCUUCGGGCUGGGCAACAGCAACUACAAGUUCUACAACCGAGUCGUUGACGUGGUUGUCCAGGCUUUAGAGCAGCGCGGUGCUCGAUCAUUGCUGUCUGUAGGCAGAGCCAAUGAUGCUGAAGGUACCACGCAAGAAGACUUUAUCAGCUGGAAGGACGACCUCUUCGCUGCCUGCCGCACCCAGCUGGGCUUUGAGGAAGGCGAAGCUCAAUACCUACCUACAUUGACAGUGGACGAAGAUGAAUCACUGGAGCCCAUCGACAUCCAUCAUGGUGUACCAGAUGCUCGCGAUCCUUCAGGCAAGGUGUCUGCGCAGUGCUCCGCCAUACGCGCCCUCCCUGUGUCCAGCGCGCGGCAGCUUUUCUCGACGGCGGACCGCCAUUGCCUGCAUUUGGACCUAGACCUAACUCGUCAGCCAGAAUUUACCUACAAGACUGGUGACCACCUAGCCAUAUGGCCUGGCAACCCUGACGUCGAGGUCGAGCGUCUACUACAAGUGCUGGGCCGCACGGACCGUCGUCAUGUGCCCAUUGUAAUCCGAUCCGUGGACGCAGCCACCAAAGUCAAGAUCCCCACGCCUACGACCCCCGCUGCGCUCUUUCGCUAUUACCUUGAGAUCGGAGCGCUGGUCAACCGAGACCAAAUUCUGGGGCUGGCCCCGUUUGCGCCCACGCCAGAAGCCAAGGCGUUUCUGCUUCGCCUUGGCCAAGACAAGGCCGCAUACGCUGACUUCCUUCGUCGCACCCAUGUCAAUCUUGGCCGUCUUCUUCAGCUGGCCGCUCCCCGUCAGAUCUGGACGCAACUGCCCCUGUCAUAUCUUGUUGAAACCAUGUCCCCGAUCCAGCCCCGCUACUACUCAAUCUCAUCAAGUAGUGUUCUCUCCCCUCGCAAACCCUCCAUCACCGUCCUCGUCGCCUCAAGCCCCGUCCCCGAGAAACCCACAGAAAUCAUCCAUGGCGUGACUUCCAACUACCUCCUCGCCUUGUCGGAGCACUAUCGCGACGCUGCAACCGGUGCUCACCCUCACGGCCUCACCUAUUACCUCCCCGGCCCCAGCGACGCGCUCGAGGGCGGCCAAGUCCUAGCUCACCUCCGCAAGAGCAAAUUCAAGCUACCUCGCCUAGCCAACUGUCCGCUCAUCAUGGUCGCCGCCGGAACGGGCUUGGCCCCUUUCCGGGCCUUUAUCGCCGAGCGCCGCCAGCUGCAGCAGGUCGGCCGUGAUGUCGGGGAGAUGAUCCUAUUCUUCGGCUGCCGGCGGCCCGAUGAAGACUUCAUCUAUCGCGAAGAGCUGGAAGCUCUCCAAACCGCAUUGAGUGACCGUCUCCGCAUCGUGACGGCUUUCUCCCGGCACGAGGAGACGCCUCGCCAAUACGUUCAAGAUCGGGUCGGGGAGCACGGCGAAGACAUGGUCAGGCUGAUCGAGGAGGGCGCGAACGUGUACAUUUGCGGGCGGGCAGGAAUGGCGCGCGAGGUGGAGAAGACGGUCGGCCAGGCCAUGCGGAAGAUGAAGGGAUGGAGUGAUGCGGAGUGGAACGAUUGGAGUAAAGCCUUCAAGAGGAAGGGAAAGUGGCAAGAAGAUGUUUGGGGCUAGAUAGUUGAAUCUCGUGCUCUAAAUUUCAGCAGGGUUUCAGCUUUCUUGUGGUCUUACAGAUAUUUUCUAAUGAG